This is a messenger RNA of Lasiosphaeria miniovina, 1083 nucleotides long. RefSeq lists its product as uncharacterized. The transcript has a single exon. The record is from RefSeq and is a predicted model, not a curated record. The coding region runs from base 1 to 1083 and encodes 360 amino acids. Lineage: Eukaryota; Fungi; Ascomycota; Sordariomycetes; Sordariales; Lasiosphaeriaceae.
AUGUUUCGUCGACCCUUCUACGACCGCGAGGCGCCUGUGCAGCCACCUCUCCAACCGCCCCUCAAAAAGCUUCUUGAGCCGCUUUCCCAGCCCGUCUUCCAGCCGGUUCUUCAGCAGCCUCUCGAGCAACAGCAGCCGCCAAGUUGCCGGUGCUUCACACUGAUACAGUUAUAUCUCUGCGGCUGCCCGGACCAGGGCUGGGAUAAGAACGGAUAUCCUAUCCCCUCAGUGCAUAAAUGCGAAGUGCACUGGCUCCCUUGGAUAGUUCAGGCCGUGUUCAACGCUCUAGGCUUUAAGCACAACCACGACAAGCCUCCCCACUCACCCGAGAUCCGGGUCCUGCCCUUCCCGUGCUUCAAGCACCAGGAGCAGGCCAAAACCUAUAUCACGCCGCAGCAACUCGAGGAGGCCAAGGCUUGCGCGCUCGACGGCAAAGAAAAUCGGAUCCAAGCCGAAAAGAUGAACAAGCGCAUCAAGAAGACGCUCGACAUGGCGCGCGAGAGAAGGACGAUUGAGGGCAGCAGAAAACUAACCACGAGGUUAAUGCGAGAGGCUCGUCUGAGUGAAAGAAUGCGAGAGGCUAGCCCGAGCGAAAGAAUGCGAGAGGCUAGCCCGAGUGAAAGAAGGCGAGAGGCUCGUCCGAGGCCCUUUGGCAUAGACAACAGCAACUCCAGCGACAGCAGCGACAGCAGCGGCGGCGGCGACGACAGUGACAGCAGCGGUGGCAGCGACGAGACCUACAGCAGCCUGAACAGCUCCAGCAGCUUCGACGGCUUCGAAAGCGACGGCGGCGACGACAUGUGGGACUACGUGCGGGAGGAGCACAGCAUCGAUCUGUACAAGCUCGACGCGGCGCCCUUAGCUAGGGCGACGUGGGCGCGGCCGCCGCGCGCGCUGUGGGACAACGGAAACCCCUUCUACCCCAUGUACGAUCAGCCGGCCAACCGCGGCUACGACGGCGGCGCGUACGCGCUGAACGACCUCGUCAUCCGCCAGGCCCAGCACAACAACUGGUAUCACAAAGACCCCCAGGAAACCUGGCGCAAGCACGCAACCACGGACCCCACUCUGCUGCACAUGUAG